AUGGAUAAUUAUGUAAGUAAUAGUUGCCAAAAUGAUCAUAUAUUCAAAGAUAACAAAAAUAGCAAUUCAGUAUCAAAUUUUUCUACGGGAGAGUCAACUAUAGAUGGAAUAAAUUCUUCAAUAAAAAACUCAGUAAUUUCUAAUUCAAAUAAAAAUAUAAGAUCAUAUGAAGAUAUGCCAAACUCAGUUCCAAAUGAUAAAUACUCAAACAUUAACUCAAAUUCAAUGAACACAAUAAUGAAUAAUGGUAAUAUGAGAGACAUGUCUCUAUACGGUGAUAUUAUUGAUUCUGAAAAUUCUAAUAUAAAAAAUAUGGCAUCUAAUUAUUUAAAUCAUGUUAAUAAUAAAAAUAUUUCAUGUCCUCCUUAUUUAAACAAUUCAAAUAACGUUAAUGUACCAAAAAAUAAUAGCUUUAAUUCCAAUUCAAAUAGUAAUGCAACUAUUAGUAUAACAAACAGUUUAUUAAAUAAUGAACAGAAUAUGCAAAUGAGACAACAUUUAGGGAUAAAUAAAAAUUGUGGUGCAUUGCAUGACUCUUAUCAAAAAUCUCUUUUAUCUUCAUAUGGAAUGAGCAAUGUUCCAUUAUCAUCAAUAAACCCACUUAUGAAUAAUUCAAUGAAUAGAUAUAACACUAUGAAUUAUCCACUUCAAGAAAUGAAUCAAAAUGCGCAUUUGAAUAAUGUUAAAUCAUCCGUGCAGAGUAACGAUAUAAAACAAAAUAACAAAGAUCAAAACUUUAUACCACAAAAUAAUUUAAAACAGAAUAAUUUUAUGGGAAACAAUAUGUGCAUAAAUUAUCCAAGAAAUGAUAUGACAUUACGAAAUAAUUCAGCCCCUUUUAAUAUGCAUGGAAAUUUCUAUCCAUAUAUGAAUAAUGGAUUUUAUGGUUCAUCCAAUUGCUUUAAAUCAAAUACAAAUAUAAUUAACAAUACACCAUUAAGUAAUAGUAAUUCUAUUAAUAAUACGUCAUCUUAUGAGAAUGCUACAAGAACUAGUAAUAAUAGUAACAGCAAUUUUUCCAAUAAUUUAAACACAGCAAAUUAUGGAGAAACAAAUUGUAACAGCAUGAAUAUUUUAAAUAAAGGAGGAAAUAUAGAAAAAUCGGUACAAAUGAAACCUUUACCAAAUAAUAUAAAUUCUAAUAAUGUAAAUACCAGUAACAGAAAUUCCGGCAAUCUAAGUAAUAGCAAUACUAUUAAUUCUAACAACAAUAACUUAAAUACAAAGGGUUUAAAUGCAAAUAAUAUUAGUAAAAACGGUGUUGAUACAUCAGGUAUUCCUAAUAAUGUUAUUAUGAAUAUGGUUAAUAAUAAUGUUAUUUUAAAUAAUAAAAUGAUUAAUAAUAUGAUGAUAAAUAAUAAUAAAAAUAUGAACAAUUUUAUUUCUAGUAAUAAUGUGAAUAUGAAAUCAAUGAAUGUUUGUGGCAUUCCACCAUAUAUAAUAAAUAAUUCAAUAGAUAAACAAAAUACUUUAACAGAUGUUAAUAGUAUGAGAUAUCAUAUGAAUAUGUAUAAUAAAAUACCUUAUAAUAAUUUGAAUGAUUAUCAAUAUGAUCAUCAUCCUUCCAUGAAUGUUACGACACAAAAUGAUAAUAUUACAAAAGAAAAAAAUACAAAAGAAGAAAAAUUAGAAAGUGAAAGUUGUUCUACAUUAAAUGAAGUCAGUAACUCAUUGUCUUCUAAACCAAAAAAAAAUAAAGGAGACAAUUUUGCUUCUAGUGGAAUGAUGAAUAAUGACCCAAUUUCAUAUAAAAAAUAUAAAUGUAAUGAUAUAGAAGGAAAUAAUCAAACAAAGGAUAUAAAAAAUGAAAUAAAAGAUACAAACAUAAAUAGUAAUGAAAAUAUUAAUAAUAUAAAUUCUACUAAUCCAUAUACUUUAUUUCCAAAUUAUAAUGUAAAAUAUCCAGUGAAUGUUGAUAUGUUUAAUAAUAUUAAUUCUUUUAAUAUACCAAAUAAAAAUAAUAUUAAUAAUACCUUUCAAAAUCUAAAUAUCAUUAACAAUAUAAAUGAUAUAAAUACUUAUAAUAAUAUGAACAAAUUAACAAACAUUAAUAACUGUAAUAUUAUAAACACAUAUAAUGAUAAUAGAUUUAAUACUUUGAAAUCAAUGGAAAAUAUGAAAACAUAUAAUGAUCCUAUUAUGAAUAAUAAUCAUAGUAACAGUAAUUUAAAUAAUAUUAUAAAUAUUAAUAAUAUAAAUAAUUUUAACAAUAUGAAUUAUAUAAAUAACGGAAAUUAUACUAAUGACAUUAAUAUGAGAAUGCUAAAUAGAAAUAUACAUACUAAUAUUAAUUGCAAUAAUAAUAACAAUGAACAUCUCCUGAAUGCAAAUGAAUUAAAAAAUAGUAAAAAAUAUUUAAAGAAAACUUCGUUAGGAAAACAAGUAUCUAAAUCUAAAAAGUCUAUAACUCAAAAGAAAAAAAAAAAAAAUGUAACCAAUUCAUAUGAUAGUGAUGAUGAUGAUGAUAAUGAUUUGUAUGUUAAUUCAUAUGUAAAAAAAGUUACAACAAAAACAAGUAAAAAAUUUUAUUAUGAUAAUACAGAAGAUAAAUAUAAUGAAAAAAUGCGUCGAAAUGAAAAAAAUGAUAUUUUUGUUUCUCCAAACAUUGGUACAGUAGAAGGAAGAGCUAAUUUAAGAGAGAGAAGAAAAGUAUAUAAUUAUGCUGAAAUUGAUAACUAUUUUGAAACAGAUGAAGAAGACAAAAAAAUAGAUGAAGAAAAAUAUUUGCUAAAGCAAGAAAAACAAAGUAUGGGAGGAAUAGAUAAGGUGUUGUGUCAUAGAAAAAUAAUAGAUUAUAAUAAUUUAAAUAAUAUUACUAAUAAUCCAUUUUUAUAUAUAAAUAAAAAAAAAAAAUCAGAAACAGAUCAAAAUGAUAAUAAUGAAAAUGCAAAAGAAAGCACGAACAUUGAAAACGAAAAUGAAAACAAUAAUGAAAACAAUAAUGAAAAUAUAAAUAAUAGUGACCCUUCUAAUGAAAAUAAAUUAUCAAAUGUGGAAAAUGAUGAUAAUGCUGUUGAUGAAUAUUAUGAAGAAGAAGAUAUAGUUGAUAUAAAUGAAGUUGAAUUUUUGAUAAAAUGGAUUGGAAAAUCUCACAUUCAUAAUUUUUUUUGUACCUAUGAAUAUUUAAAAAAUUUUAAUGGUUUAAAAAAAGUAGAUAAUUAUAUUAAAAAAAUAAAACAAUCUUUUCAAAAAAGAAAAUAUAUGACUCCAGAUGAGAUAGAACAAGAAAAAAUUUAUUCAGAAAUAAAAAAACAAAUAGAAAUGGAUGCAAUUCACGCAGAGAGAAUAGUGACUCAUGAUAUAAAUGAAAAUACUAAUGAACAAAUAUUUUUAGUUAAGUGGAUGAGUUGUUCAUAUGAUCAAUGUACAGAAGAAACGAGGCAGACAUUAAUUGAUCAUGGUUUUGAAAAAUUAAUUGAAGAAUAUUUUGACAGAGAAAGUAAAAUAUGUGGAAAUAAAGCAAUGUCAAGUAUAUGGAAUAGAGGUCCUUUAACAGCUACAAAAUUUGACCCAUAUAAUGAAACUCCAUUCUAUUUGAACAAUAAAAAAUUAAGACCUUAUCAAUUAACAGGACUUAACUGGAUUGUUAGUAGAAUGAAGAGAAAUUUAAGUGUAUUAUUAGCAGAUGAAAUGGGUCUAGGUAAAACUGUGCAAACUAUAGCUGUUAUUGGUCAUAUGUUAUAUAAAGAAAAAUUAAUAGGGCCAUACUUAAUAAUUGUUCCUCAAUCCACUGUUGAUAACUGGCUAAAUGAAUUCAAAAGUUGGUUACCUCAAGCAAACGUCGUAUGCUAUCAUGGAAAUGCUGUAAGCAGAGAAUUAAUUAGAACAUAUGAAUUAAAGAAAGUAUAUGUUCCAAAUAAAGGAUAUAGAUACAAAUUUGAUGUGUGUAUAACUACUCCUUCUAUUUUAAAUAGUAUAAAUGAUGUAGAAUUAUUAAAAAAAAUGCCUUGGCAAUUAAUGGUUGUUGAUGAAGCACAUCAAUUAAAAAAUAGACAAUCUAAAAGAUUUAUUGAAUUAAAACAAUUUAUGGCAGAGUCCAAACUUUUAUUAAGUGGAACCCCGUUGCAUAAUAACUUAGAAGAGUUAUGGACUUUGUUACAUUUCUUGAAUCCUCAACAGUAUACAUACUAUGAAACCUUUCAAAAAAAAUAUAAUGAAAUUGAAAAUACUAGUUUAAUUGGGGAAGCAAAACAAAAACAAUUAAUACAAUUACAACAUGAGUUGCACGAAGUUAUUUUAAGAAGAGUUAAAAAAGAUGUAGAAAAAUCUCUUCCAAAUAAAGUGGAAAGAAUAUUAAGGGUAGAAUUAUCUCCUAUACAAAUUGAAUAUUAUAAAAAUAUUUUAACAAAAAACUAUGAGCAGCUAGCUAAAGCAUCAGGAGGUGCAAAGAAUUCUUUGCAAAACAUAUGUAUGGAGUUAAAGAAGGUUUGUAAUCAUCCAUUUUUAUGUUGUGAACCAGUGGAUAAAGAUGAAUAUAGAGAAAGAUUAGUUUAUUCAAGUGGAAAAAUAUGUUUAUUAGAGAAAUUGUUAAAUAGGCUAAAAGAAAGAGGAAAUCGUGUUUUAAUAUUUUCUCAAAUGGUUAAGAUGUUGAAUAUUUUAAGCGAAUAUUUAACAUUAAGAGGUUUUAAGCAUCAAAGACUAGAUGGAACUAUGACAAAAGAAAUGAGAAAAAAAGCUAUGAAUCAUUUCAAUAGUAAAAAUUCUGAUGAUUUUGUAUUUUUAUUAUCUACCAAAGCAGGUGGUUUAGGUAUAAAUUUAACAUCAGCAGAUACAGUUAUUAUAUAUGAUUCUGAUUGGAAUCCUCAAAAUGAUUUACAAGCAGGUGCUAGGGCACAUCGUAUAGGUCAAACAAAAACUGUUCAAAUCUAUCGUUUAGUUACAAAGGAUUCUAUUGAACAAACCAUUUUAGAAAGAGCAAAAGUAAAAAUGGUAUUAGAUACUUUAGUUGUUCAAGGGUUAAAUAAAAAACAAAAUGAUAAUGUUAAUUAUAUUGGAGGAGAAAGUGGAAAUGCUAAUGGAUUUACGAGAGAAGAAUUAUCCAAAAUUUUAAAGUUUGGCGCACAAAAAUUAUGGGAACAGAAUAGUUCUAAAUACUCACCUCAAAAAUUAGAUGAGGAUAAAAAUAUAAUAAAAGGAGUGGAUGUAGAUCUAGAUAAAAUUUUAGAAGAAGCAGAAAUUAAUGAAAAUGCUAGUAAUGCUAAUAUUUCAAAUAAAGAAUUAAAUUUUAAUUCAGAAUUAAAUGGAUUGCAAAAUGCUAAUAAUUUUUUCAAUAGUAGUAACAAUUUAUUUGGAAACACAAAUGCUUCAGGUACAACCGGUGGAGGGAUAGCAGAUGAUUUAUUAAGUUCCUAUAAUAACAUUACUGAAUUUAAAUAUGAACCACCAGCAAAUUUAAAAAGCAAUAUAUACAAUGAUUCCACAAAAGCAGAUGAAAUAGAUGAAGAAGAAAAUGAUAAAGAUUUUUGGGAUAGAACUAUUCCAUUAGAAGAAAGACUAAAACUAAAAAGAAUGAAAGAAGAAGAAUUAUUAGUACAUGGACCUAGAAAAACAAGAGCUAAAGAUAUGAAAAAUGUAAUGGAAAUAGAUAAUAGUAAUGCUAAUAAUGCAAAUGAUGAUGAUGAUAGUGAAGAGUAUACUAUUAAAUAUAAUGACAAAAAUAAAAAUAUGAAGAAAAAAAGGAGGAGGAGGAGAACAGCUACACAUAUCACUGAAAAAGAUAAAUUUCGUUUAUAUAGGUCUUUAUUAAAAUUUGGAAAUCCAUAUCUACGAUUGGAUGAUAUACAGGAAGACUCAAAGUUAACGAAAGUAGAUAAAAAUGUUAUUCUAACUGAGUUGAAUAUCAUUGUAGAUACAUGUAAGCAAAUAGUUGAAAAAGUAUCAAAAGAAAAUAAUGAAAAUUUAGAAACAACUAAACUUGAUAAGUGUUCCACUGAAUGUAAUAAUGUUUCAUUAAAAGAAAAGGAGGAAGAGCAAAAUAUAACUAUGGAUAGUAAUAACUUAACAACCAUUUCUUGUGGUGAUUCAAAUAAUAACAAAAAAGAGAUUAACGAGGAAGAUAAAAAAAAUGAAAAUGAUAACAAAAAUGAAAACAACAGAAUGGAAAAUGAAAAUGUUGACAAUAAUUCAGAUAAAAAUAAUAAUAAUGAAGAAAAUAAUUCAAUAAACAAUAAAGAUGAAUCAAUUGAAACAACGAAAGAAAUAGCAGAAGAUGAAAAUGUAAGAACGAUUAAAGAAGAUAAUAUAAUUUCUGAAUCUAUUGUAAAAGAGGAAAUAAAUGAUGAAGAUGUGAAAAACGAAAUAAUUAAUAUGCCUAUAAAAAAUGAAGUAAAUAAUGAAGAUAAAAAUGAAACAAUGGAAAAUGAUGAAGAAAAUCUUAAAGAUAAUAGUACAAUAGUAGAACAAAAAGAAGAAAAGAACAAAAAUAGUAAAAAUAUAAUAAAUAAAAAAAGAAGAGGGGUUAGUUUAUCAAAAGAUAACAUAAAAACAAAUGAAAAAAUAAAAGAGGAAAACAACAGUGAAGUAGUUGAAGAAGUAGAAGAACAGAACUUAGAUGGAUUAAAUGUUAAAAACAAUUACAAUUCUAAUGAUGAAAGUGAUUUCAAUGCUAAAAUCAAAGGAUUAGAUAAAGGAAAGAAAAUAGAUGCAUAUACUUUUUUUAUAGGAACAAAUAGAGCAAAUGCAUUAGACUUAUGUCAACGAUUAAAAUUAUUUAAAUGUUUGCAUAAUUUUAUUAAAAAGCAAAAUAAUGAUAAUGAAUAUAGUUUUAAAUUGCCAUUAAAAAAAAAUGUACCUUUAAACAGCGAAGAUAAAAAUCAGAAAAAUAAUAAAACUAAACAAAAAAAAGAAGAAACAAACAGCAUUACAACUACAGAUUCUUCAAAUGAUUACCUAAAAUUAAAAUUACCUGAUUGCAUAUUUUAUCAUUUAAGAGAUUUGACAUCAAAAGACGUAAAGUCAUGGUCAAGAGAAGAUGACGAGAAUUUAAUCAGAGGAAUUUAUGUAUACGGUUUUGGGUCAUUUAACGAAAUUAGCUCUGAUGUAAAUUUAAAUUUGUCACAUUUAAAAAAUAUAAAGUGUGAUAAAGUUAAAAUGAGAUGCGUAAGAAUAUUAAAAUUGAUUGAAGAAAUGUACUCAAAAAAUAAUGAUCAAACUGGUAAUAAAAAAAGGAGAAGAAUGAAAUUUAGAAAUAACAAAAAUGAAUCAAAAAAUCAAUUAAAAAUUAGCAAUUUUGCAAAAUCUGAGGAAAAUAUUACUAAUAAAGUAAAUAACAAACAAGGAUAUAACAAAAAGAAUCAUGGAAAAAUGAGGGCUGCAAAUUUACGUCAAGAGAAUGAAAUAAAAACAAAAGAGGAAGGAGAAAUAAAAAAAGAAGAAGAUGAUGUGAAUGGUGACAGUGAAUAUGUUGAUAAUAAUACGUCAGCACAAGAAAAGAAAAAAGUGCAAUCAACAAUAUUAUUGAAUGAAGACAAUAAAGAAAAAAAUAAUAAUUUGAAUUAUGAUUCAUCCGCAGGUUCCUCUUCAAAUGAAAAUAAAAGUAAUUGUGCUAAGGAUGAUGAGGAUAAUUUAAUAAAAGAUGAUAAUGAUAAUCAGGAAAAUAAUAAAUAUUCAUAUGAUGAAAAAAAAAAAAAAAAAAAAAAAAGAAAAAUUCAGAAAGAUAACGAUGCCAAUGUAGAAAAUGAAGUAUUGCAAUCAAAUGAAGAUUUAGAAGAUGAUUUUGAAGAAGAGGAAGGUGAUGAGAAAAAGAGAGAAAAAAAAAAUGUUAAGAAGAAAAAAAAAAGAAAAAUGUUAGAUAAUGAAAUUGAAUAUAAAAUAAAAAAUUGUAAUUUAAAAGAGAUGGAUCAAUAUAGUAUAAAUAAAUUGGCAAAAAAAUCUGUAAAAAAAUACAAAAAAUUAUUAAAAAUUGUAAAAAAAGUUUUAUCUAAUGAGACUGCUGAAGAUGAAAAAAUUAUUAAUUCUUCUGAAAUUUCUGAAAAAGUUGAUGAGCUUAUUAUUUUUAUUGGUAAACAUAUUGAAAAGUUAUCUGAAGAAUGUCAAGAUAAAGAAUGUAAAGAAAUUUUUAAUAAUUCUAUCUGGGGAUAUAUAUCAAAAUUUAUUUGUGAAAGUAGUCAAAGUUUAAGAGAAAAAUAUGAACAUAUAAAAUUAUCUAAAGCAACGAGCAGCAUAUCAGAAGAAAAUUUGUCAUCUUUUUUUUAUUCAAAAAAAAUUUCUAACAUACAACCAUAUGAUCAAGAGGAAAAUAAAACAGAACAGUCUUCCAUAACUAAUCACGAUAUAUUAGGAAAUUCAAUUACAAAUGAAAAUGAAAAAACAAAACAAUUAUCAUAUGAUGCGGGUAAAGAUUUAUUAGACACUAAUGAAUAUAAUGAAAUACAUACAGAAAAUACGGAAGAAAUCGAAGAAAAAGAAAAAAAUGAACAGAAUGAAAAAGAACAAAAAAAUGAGAAAGAAAACUAUUCAAAUGAGCAAAAUGAACAAACAUAA
This is a messenger RNA of Plasmodium relictum, 8481 nucleotides long. It is a transcript of the gene CHD1, whose product is annotated as chromodomain-helicase-DNA-binding protein 1, putative. Gene Ontology annotation, molecular function: chromatin binding; ATP-dependent chromatin remodeler activity; ATP hydrolysis activity. The record is from RefSeq and is a predicted model, not a curated record. The transcript has a single exon. NCBI's taxonomy places the organism in Eukaryota, Apicomplexa, Aconoidasida, Haemosporida, Plasmodiidae. Bases 1 to 8481 code for a protein of 2826 amino acids. Gene Ontology annotation, cellular component: nucleus; chromatin. Gene Ontology annotation, biological process: regulation of transcription by RNA polymerase II; nucleosome organization.